This is a messenger RNA of Paramecium sonneborni, 1447 nucleotides long. NCBI's taxonomy places the organism in Eukaryota, Ciliophora, Oligohymenophorea, Peniculida, Parameciidae. The record is from the annotation of a GenBank genome assembly.
AUGUAAUAAGAUUAAUAAUUAGUGAAAAAAUUUUCUGAAAUUACAGGAUGCAAGGAUUAAAUGAAAUGCAUACAUUAUUUAUAAAUGAAUAAUAACGAGCUUGAAGUAAAUAUUUUUUUACUAAAAUAAGAGAGCAAUUUAAUUAUAUUUAGACUUAGAAAUUCAAUAAUAGGAAGAUCAAAAUUAAUAAGAGAUUUAUCAUUAAUAAAUAAUUCCAUAAUAAUAAAAAAAGUAGAUAAAAUAGGAGUUUUAAUUAGAAAAAACUUAAGCUACUUAAAAUUUAAUAUUAAAAUAUUAGCAAUAUAAAGAGAGCAAAAUGGAAGAGGAUGAUAAUUUAGUAUCUAAUGUUUGGAAGAUAGCAAAAGCUAUUUGUAUUUUAUUGAUAUAUUGAUAGUUACUAAAAAUUAAAAUUAUGGGGAAGAAUUUUAAAAGAAUAUAUAAUCUAAGAAGAUCAAAAUCGAGAUUAAGUUUGAAAUGGGUUCGUUUUAAGACAAUAUCAAAAAAGCUUAAAAUAAAUAAAUUCCUCUUUUUGUCUAUGCUCAUGAUGUUUCAGGCUUAAAAAUUUUAGAAAAUAUGUUUUAAUGCAAAACUUUAGUAAAAUUUGUAAAUCGAUCAUUCAUAAGUUAUGCAUUUAUAGGUAAUGAAGAAACCUUAGUAUAAUUACCUACUUAAAAUAUUGAAUUACCCUCUAUUUUAAUAUAUAGAAUAAAUUUUAUUGAUGAAAUUUGUUUAAUGAAAUAAAUUAAAUUGUUUCCUUAAACAAAUUUUGAAGAAUUGGCUAAAGAAAUAAAAUAAAUAGCAUAUGCAAUUUAUAAGAUUAGGGUUUAAGAGAAUUUAGCAAAAAAUCAUGUUGAUAAUCCUGAGGAGAUUAGCUAAAGUUAAAUAGAAAAAUUUAGCUAAAGAUAAAUAGAAAUGGAAAAAAAAAAAUAAUAGGAAAUAUAAUAAAGAGAGAGGGAAGAAUUAUUAUAAAACUAAGAAAUGGAAUAUCUGAUUGCUGUGUAAAAAGCAGAGGAUAAAAAAAAGAGAAUAUAAGAUGAAAAACUUAAAUAGGAAUAAUUAAUUUAAGAAUAAUAAUGGGAAGAAGUAUCCAAAAAAAUUUUAUAUAGGAAUAACGAUAAUUUAUUAAAGCUUCAUAGCUUUCAAGUUUACCUGAAGAGCCAAUAGAAAAUGGAAUAAGUAUUUAAUUGAGAUUUUUUGAUAAAGUAUUAACAAGAAAAUUUAAUUUAACUGAUAAGAUAGAGGUAAUAAAAUAUCAUCUAGCAAUUCUUAGAGUAUAUUUGAUUUUGUAAUGUGUUAAGAUGAUUCACUUUUUAUGAAUCCAAAAGCUUAAAUUGAUUUAAUCUAAAAUUUUCCUAGACUUUCUUUAAUUGAUAAAAAGAAUAUGACAAUUUAGGAAAUCUUUAAUGAUUCAACUGGAGAGUAAUUAAUAAUUUUAGAAAUGGAUUGA